Messenger RNA from Fomitopsis serialis, 603 nucleotides. RefSeq names its product RNA polymerase Rpb6. NCBI's taxonomy places the organism in Eukaryota, Fungi, Basidiomycota, Agaricomycetes, Polyporales, Fomitopsidaceae. Gene Ontology annotation, biological process: DNA-templated transcription. Gene Ontology annotation, cellular component: RNA polymerase II, core complex; RNA polymerase III complex; RNA polymerase I complex. The transcript has 4 exons. The record is from RefSeq and is a predicted model, not a curated record. Gene Ontology annotation, molecular function: DNA-directed RNA polymerase activity; DNA binding. Bases 63 to 557 code for a protein of 164 amino acids.
CCGGCGUUCACCACCUCCGGACACUCUCUUCGUACUCUAUCUUGCAAUAAGACCUACCCAGGAUGUCUGACGACGGUUACGGAGGAGGUGGCGGUGGCGGUGACGACUAUGACUACGAUGGGCCAGGAUUCAAUGGAGACGCUUUCGACGAAAACUACGACGCGCUUGGGAACGAGGGUGGCGAGGCAGAAGCCGUAGAAGGCGAUGGCCAAGUGAACGGCUUCGAGGGUGCGAAUGGCGCGGAACCGGACCAAGAUAUGGCAAAUGGUGAACCCUCGCAACAAGCAGAGGCACAAACCGGUGCAGGAUUGCAAGGGGAACGGCAGGCGAAUAAAGUGAGGGUGACGACGCCGUACUUGACCAAGUACGAGCGUGCACGAGUACUCGGGACAAGAGCACUGCAGAUUAGCAUGAACGCUCCUGUACUCGUUCCUUUGGACGGCGAGACGGAUGCUCUUCAGAUCGCCAUCAAAGAGCUCUCGCAACGAAAAAUUCCGCUCAUCAUCCGGCGGUACCUGCCGACGGCAGCUUCGAGGAUUGGAGUGUGUCUGAGCUGAUCAGCGAUUGAUGUUAUGGGGCAGGGAUUUCCGUUCGCUCUCGGUG